CUAUGGCAACAAUAUCAGCUAUGAUAGCGAGGUUACGCCUCGGAAAGGUUUUUCUGCCAGCCCGCUAUGGCGUCGCGCUGUAAUAUUGUUGUCUCUUCGAAAAGCAAGCAAUAAGCUCAGCUAAAUUUGUCCGGGUGGUCUACGCGGGAAUCUUCGCAACGGACAGCCCCUUGCCAAGCGGCAUACAGUCUUCCGAGACUACAGUAAAGGACUGACAGCCUCCCGGCUGCAGAAUGAGGAAGGAUGUGCAGUACAGAGAUUUGCCAGGAGGACCUCUGAUGGUCAAGUUCGCCGACGAGCUGCCGUUGUGUUCUCUGUGCUCGAAAUGCGGCAUGCUCUCCAAGGACAUGUUCGAGGACCCGUCGUCACACGCCUUCUGCAGCAUAUGCAUCUUCGAGUGCAGUGACCGGAAGAAAAUACACUGCAAGUUCGAGAACAAGGAUGUCUCUGUCGAAGAGAUGAUGCCUGCCAUCGAUAUAAUAAAUAUCAUCAUGGACCAAGUGGUUUUUUGUCCAAACGCAAGCGAUGGGAACUCCUGUACCAAGUAUUGCACUCUGAAGGACUUGGAGGGACAUUUCUUGGAAUGUGAAAAAACAGAAAUCAUCUGCUUAUCCUGUGGCGAUACAGUGAAGGGUAGAGAUUGGCCAGCCCACGUGACGACAUGCCCGCAACAAAUCAUGCAGUGCCGCUAUUGCAUAGUGGCAGUUCCUCGGUGCAGGCUGGAGCUACACGAACGCCAGUGCAGCUCCAAUCCCAAUGCAGUCCGGGAAGCCGAGUCUUGUCCUACGGCAACGAUGGAUUUUACAGCCCGACUGCGCAGUGAUUGGCCCCAAAAUGAACGGCAACUUCCGGUCACUGCAAUCCCGAACAAGCAGCAUGUGGUACCUGAAGCCAAGCCAACUGCCCUCAGUAAAAUCGACGAUGUCGUCAUGCUGAGCUGUCCAAAAUGCAAACGCAAUGUGAAAAGCAAAAAUAUGGAUAAGCAUAUUAGCGUUUGCCAACAAAGAAUAGAUCACCCAUGUUCACUUGAAGCGAGGCAGACGCCCGAAAUUGCUCACGUGCUGCCCACUCGAAAUGCUGGAGCGAUCAGAGCUCCAGUUCAUGAAAAUCCUCCACUUCAACGCCAAGAGGGCGUUCUACCUGAUGCACCUAUUUCACAUACUGCGCAAGAAGGACAUCCUCAUCAAUAUGCGCUGACCAGUGGAGAUGUUGUGACCAGUGCACCAGUUCACCCAGAUCCCAACCUUGAGCGUCAGAAGUUUGCUCCACCUGAUUCGUCUAUUGCGCACUUUGCCCCAAGUAGACGACUUCACGAUGAAUAUGCACUGCCCACACGAGAUGAUGUUGCAAUGAGAGCCCCGAUUCAACCAGAUUUUCACCUCCAACGCCAGCAGUCUGCUCUACCUGCUUCGUCUACUUCAAAUUUUGCAGAAGAACGACGUCACGAUGGCGAGGCGCCAGCAGUGGGAUCAGAUGCAGACAGACUGCUGAGCGCUUUUGAGGUGGUGAAUGUUUCUGAUGUACCUCGUGAUUGCCACGUCAGUGAGCACGGACCCAACCUUGGGGUUCGUCAAGGAGGCGGCUGUUCCCAAAUGACCACUGGUGACAUUGUGGAAACGCAGCCUUCACGGUCUGAAGAGUCUCCAACAGAUGCUGCUAGCUCAUGGUCCCUUUGGAAUUACGUCCCUUCGGUGACCUGGCCUUGGUUCUAGUACAAGACGUCACACAUGAGGCCAAUUCAAAAUGCUAUGCUGGGUCCUGUGCACUAUUAAAUCUUUUUCCCCAGGCAAGACCAACGACUUCAAGAUGGCCAAGGCAGUAUUUCGGCCACUCCAGUUUUCCUGUUCAAAUUGACUCCAUGGGCACACAAAAUGAAGUUAUGUGUCUAAAGAACUAUUAGGGGUGACUAUGACUCACAUUACAAAAGAACGUUUUUGUUUGGCCCUCAUUCCUUCCAGACAUGUCCUGCUAAGCGAAAUUUACGAUGCCAUAUGCAGUGUAGCACGGCCACAGCACACUACUUCAGAUAUAUUUUUUUUGCCUUAGUUUUGUUUACAUGAACUUGACGCGAGCGUGUCGAGUCGGAAGUCGAGCUAACCUAGUUUCACUUUAUGCGUUUAUAUGCAUCUUCCCAAGGCAGGUUGCGCGAGUGUGUCGAUGCCUCGCGUGCAGAUCGACAAAAGUUACCUCGACCCUGAGCAUAUUUCGACCUGACAACACGACUCGAGUUUUUUUAUAUGGUUCGUGUAAACGCAACUAUUUUCCACACGCGUCUCUACUCUCUGGUACGUUAUGAAAUAGAUAAGCAGCGAUUUUGGACAACAGAGUGCGGAAACUAGAUGCAUUUUUCUUACUGCGAGAAUUCCGAGAAGUCAUAUAAAGAAAAUGUUAUUUUAAUGUCACUAGGUAUUGUUGUGAAGUCCGAGGGGGUCCGAGCUGCAUGCCACGAAGGUUCUAUAGAUGUUGCCAUGCCAGGAGCCGGGAGAAGGAGAGGUCCUGGGAGAUCAGAAAAGGGUUUUAUAUACAACUGUACAUAGUAAUUUAAGCGAAGGGCUCCAAGAUGGUUGGAGCCGUCUACGUGCUAACGUCUUUGCAUGUCCGAGCGUUUUCAUCUCCGAGCGUCACACAACACUCAAGCCCCACUUUUUUAUCCCUUUCGUUUCUCUCUUUCACUCGACAAGAGAAUGCACUUUAGUUCUUCCUAGCCAAUGACAAUCUUCGACAAUAUCCCGCCCAUGAUGUGUCCCCGUUCCGCCGGACUCCACCUCCAAUGUUGUUUGAUCGCCUCCGCACAGCAGGCAACAAUUGGAACCUUCGGAACCAAACGUCGACGUGGUUCCCACGGGAAGGCUCGACACUAGCCCCGUGCAAGAAUUAGUCGCCUCUCCGUGACGGUCAGUUUGACAGGGUCCGGAGACUGGCCUUCGCGGAUGCUACCGUUUCCAGGGAGGGCGACGGCUGUUGUUGUCUCGGAAGGGGGCUCCUGGUUUGUGCGUCACCUUCGGCGCCGAGCCUCGUCGUAGUUCGGGCGGGCGCUGGUACUUGUUUCAGUGACGCACGAGGCCGAUGAUCCAUUUCAGCCUGGGGACUAAUUUCUCGCCCAUCAGUCCCAGGUGACGGGUGAUGCUCCCUUGGCCUCGAGAAACUACGAGCGUGAGCAGCACUCCACAGCUGCACGUCUGUCCGUGAGGCCUCCUUUGUCCAGAAGGAUCGCCAGACAGAACAGUAUGUGUGCAGACUAAGAUGCUUACCAGAGCGAUAAUUUUACGCCCAAAGCACAGACAGGCUUGCUUGCUUGCUUAACACAUUGGAACACGCUCGAAGAAUGAUAACAGUUUCUUCUGUUCAUCAACCUAGUAGCAUUCUGUUUAUUGACAUUCGUAUCCUUUCUUUUAUGGCUUUAAGAAAUUAUAAGAUCACUUAUUUACUUCAUAAAAUACUAAACACCAACUUCCCCUUACCCAACACCACAUUUAAGUUCCCACGUGCAAACACGAGGCAAACAACUAACUUUAACUUAAAGCUUCCCUUAUUGCAGCAAGUGUCUACGGUGAACAAUUAUUGAAGUUUUUGGUGCUAUAGCUUGGAACACUGUGCCUGUGGAAAUAAAAGUAACCUGAAACUUUGAGCUUGCAUGUAAACGCUUCUUGUCUAGUCAAACGUAAUAACUGCUCCUUUGUAAAUUAAUACUUGUUCAUGUAAGCAAUGUUAUUACUCACCGAGAAAAUAUGUACGGGGUUGACCUAUAUAUAUUUUUUUUCAGUAUUGGACCAGCUACUAGCCACUUCAGGCUAUUGGUCCAACUACUUUUGUGCGCAUUCCGUGACUUUUGUAAAUAAAGCUCAUUUUCAUUGAAUGAUUGAUUGAUUGACUGAUAUAAACAAGAGCGUUCAGAAAUCUUUCUGAGCGUAACAUCACUUGCUAUUAGUGCAGUUACUAAAAUAAAAUAUAGAAAAUCUGAAAGUACGCGAGCAAUCUUAUAAUAUCGAAAAUUCUCGCAAUUUUUUGCUGUUAUUGCUUUUAGUGUAUCUUCAGAUCAACUGAAUGUCUGAGUGUCUAAACAUAUAUUGACUCCUCGCCCAAUGAAUAUUUGUUUGUUGUUUAACUAGCACCAGUCUUGAAAGAGUUUCAAUGCUACUUUUGUGGUGAAUAAAGUUUAUAGGGUAAUGCUUUGCA
Molecule: messenger RNA, 4176 nt
Organism: Dermacentor silvarum
Lineage: Eukaryota; Metazoa; Arthropoda; Arachnida; Ixodida; Ixodidae
Exons: 14
Coding region: 234-1712 (492 amino acids)
Molecular function (GO): zinc ion binding
Source: RefSeq, a predicted model, not a curated record